Molecule: messenger RNA, 2479 nt
Organism: Carassius auratus (goldfish)
Lineage: Eukaryota; Metazoa; Chordata; Actinopteri; Cypriniformes; Cyprinidae
Product: cytochrome P450 2J5-like
Exons: 8
Coding region: 102-1244 (380 amino acids)
Biological process (GO): xenobiotic metabolic process
Cellular component (GO): cytoplasm; intracellular membrane-bounded organelle
Molecular function (GO): oxidoreductase activity, acting on paired donors, with incorporation or reduction of molecular oxygen, reduced flavin or flavoprotein as one donor, and incorporation of one atom of oxygen; iron ion binding; heme binding
Source: RefSeq, a predicted model, not a curated record
UCGAAAUUGCGAAGGAAGCCCUGGUCCAAAAUGCAUCAUCUUUUUCAGGAAGGCCACAACUACCACUUCUAAUCUGGGUCACUGAAGGAUAUGGUAUCGUAAUGGCCACAUAUGGCCACUCUUGGAGGCAGCAGAGACGGUUUACUCUGCACACGCUCAGGAACUUUGGCCUGGGGAAGAAGUCUGUGGAGGAACGUGUGACAGAGGAAAGCAGCUACCUGGUUCCUGAAAUGAUCAAAUCAGAAGGCAAGUCUUUCGACCCCCAACAUGCAAUACAGAAUGCUGUAUCCAACAUUAUCUGUUCCAUUGUGUUUGGGGAUCGUUUCGACUAUGAUAACAAGCGCUUUGCAUACCUUCUGGAAAUCUUGAAGGAGAACAUCAUUCAGUCAGGGUCCCUUGUUGGACAGGUGUUUAACCUGCUUCCCAUCAUCAAACAUUUGCCAGGACCACACCAGAAAAUUUACCAGAAUGCAACAGAGUUGAAGGCUUUCAUCAAGGAAGCAGUCAAAACACACAGAGAAACUCUGGAUCCCGACAGUCCAUGGGACUUUAUUGAUGCCUACCUGCUAGAGAUUGAGAAACAAAAGUCCAACGAGGACUCCACAUUUCAUGAGGAUAACAUGGUUAUGUCAGUAGCUGACCUGUUUCUGGCUGGAACCGACACCACAGCGACCACCAUCAGAUGGGGGCUCAUCUACCUGACUCAGAACCCAGAUGUACAAGAGCGAUGUCAUGAGGAGAUUGUUCGGGUGCUUAGUUACGACCGCUUGCCCAGCAUGGAUGACCGUGACAAACUACCGUACACAUACGCCACUGUUCACGAGAUUCAGCGCUGUGCCAACAUUUCACCCUCCAGCGGCUUACAUGAAACGACUCAGCCCACAAAACUACGAGGAUAUGACAUUCCCAAGGGCACUGUGAUAUUAACCAACUUAACAGCAAUUUUAACUGCUAAGGAGCACUGGAAGAACCCAGACACCUUUAACCCAGAGAAUUUCUUAGAUGAUAAUGGACAUUUCUUCAAACCUGAGUCUUUCCUCGUUUUUUCCUUGGGUCCGAGGGUCUGUCUCGGUGAGACCCUAGCUAAGACAGAGCUCUUCCUCUUCGUCACUUCUCUCUUACAGCGGAUUCGUUUCUCCUGGCCACCUGAUGCGAAGUGGCCAGACAUGAACGGGAUUGUCAGUUUAGUCCGCUCGCCUGAGCCAUUCAACAUCAUCUGCCACAGCAGAGGAUCCACAGAGUGACCAUCAGUACACUUUCCAACAUUUACACAAGUUUUCAAAUUUUCCACCAGUUUAUAAAUAUAAGUCGGCAAAUUGAUGUUAAUAUUUUUAGCCCUGAAAUAUUUUAUUCUAGUUUAAUAGUUACUGUUUUGAAAAAAAAAAAAGAUGCUGCUAUUGUUGUAUAGUGUGGAAUCUGUUGUAAUACCACUAUAAAUUAUAAAGCUUUUUUCUUAUGAUGUAAUCUUUUAUAUAACAACCUAAGUCAGGCUUAUACUUGCGCAAACCAGAUUUAUAUCUUGCAGUUAUGGCUCAAAUUCACAUGGAGCUGCAACACAUCCUGUUUGGGUGCAUGCUUGAAAUUGCUGAACUGGUUGAGUUAAUGUAUUUACAGUAUGUGCUAUAUGUGUGCUAUAUUAAAAUUUAAGUUUUCAUAUAAUACAGAUCCUUUUUGACAAUAUUUAAUAAAACCUUCAGUAUAUUUUAGGAAAUAGUAUAAGGAAAUAGAAUAUGGCAUGGGUGAAGUGGGAAAUCGCCAAUUCACUGUCACCUUUACACCAUUUUCCAGACCUCUUGCAUAACUAUACAACUUGCAAAAACAUGAACCGGGAAAAUCAAGUGACAUUCCAACUUUAUCCUCUGUCUUUAUAAAGCUCACGGUCAUCUGCUCAUGUUUGUCUUGAAAUUAAUCUGACAUCAUGUGGACAACUCUUAUGUAGUGAGACUUAGCCUCUGUGGGCCUGGCUCUGUUUCUAGGCUUUAUUUUUGAGGUUUUGUUUGCGACCUUAAAGAUGAAUUCUUACAGAGCUCAAACUCCACCUGGUCCCAGACCUCUGCCUUUUGUGGGAACCAUUCCAUAUUUUUUAAAGAACCCAAUGGAGUUCAUAAGAUCUGUGAGUGUUUGCUUAAAUAAAGAGGCUUUGCUUUUGUUGAAAAGGGUCUCAUGUUCACCUUACUUUAUAAAAUGUACGUGUUGACUUCAUUCACAGGUAUGACAGUGUGUUGUGUUGAAGUGCUGUGAUAUCUUUUCUGAGCAGUUAUCUCAGUAUGGAGGGAUGAACACUGUGUAUUUUGGAAGAAAGCCAGCAAUACUCUUCAAUAAAAUCGAACUUGUGAAGGAAGCCAUGGAGAAAAAUUAUUCAUCUUUUUCAGGAAGGCCUCCCAAUUCUAAUCUGAGUAACUGGAGGAUAUUGUCACAGUUCGAAACAGACCCAAAAGCGAAAGCUGGUUGAAAAUUUAUUGAACAAAAAAGAGUAAAU